Messenger RNA from Schistocerca nitens (vagrant locust), 3079 nucleotides. RefSeq lists its product as uncharacterized. Bases 120 to 2618 code for a protein of 832 amino acids. Gene Ontology annotation, cellular component: Golgi apparatus. Gene Ontology annotation, molecular function: protein binding. The record is from RefSeq and is a predicted model, not a curated record. NCBI's taxonomy places the organism in Eukaryota, Metazoa, Arthropoda, Insecta, Orthoptera, Acrididae. The transcript is spliced from 7 exons.
ACACUGUGCAAUGUUUGCGGUGUAGUGACUUGCGUGCCAGAAUCUAGUGUAGCGGCAGUUUACGUGGGUGUGGCGCCUCGCGAGGUACCGGAGUUGAAGGGGCCCCGCCUCAAGGAGGCAUGUGGAGCGCGGUGACGGCGGCGGCUGACGGCUCGGCGCCCGCGUCCCGCGCCAAGCACAGCGCCACGCUGCUGGGCGCCCACGUCUACCUGCUGGGCGGCCGCAACGGCAAUCUGCCGCUCAAGGACCUCUGGCGCUACAGCCUCGCAGAGGGCCGGUGGACGCAGCUGAGCCCGCGCGGGGAAUGCCCGCCGUGCCUGCAGGAGCACACGGCCGUGGCGCACCGCGACUCGCUCUACGUCUUCGGCGGCGAGUUGGGCUUCUCAGGGGGCACCGAGACGCCACUCUGGGUCUACCACGUCAAGACGAACACUUGGCGGAAGGUGCGCGCGGCCAAGGGCCAGGCGGCGCCCCGGGGACGGCGCGGCCACACGGCGCUGGUGCAGCGCGACCACAUGCUCGUCUACGGCGGCUACCGCGACCUGCGCGGCUCGUCGCCGGAGCUCUGGGCCUUCCACUUCGACAGCGAGACGUGGUCCCUGUUGAGCCCCGGCGAGUCGCCUCCCGCGCGCCACAAGCAUUCCGCCGUGCUGCACGACGACGCCAUGUGGGUGUACGGCGGCAUGACGGACCUCAACGAGCGCGCCGACCUGUGGCGCUGGGACACAGUGUCGCAUGCAUGGAGCCUGGUGCGUGCCAAGCCAGGCCCCGGGCCACUUCACUCGCAUGCUGCCUGCCGGCUGCCCUCGUCCAUGCUACUGUUUGGUGGAGAGCGGGACGGACAUCCCACCAGCGACCUCUGGAGGUUCCACUUUGGAACCGAAACGUGGGAACGACUCACCGUUCUUUCAGGACCUAAACCACAACCAAGGGCAGAGAGUGUUGCUCUGGCAGUGUCUGACCUGCUGCUACUGCCACCUAGUGAUGGCCACCACAACCAUACUCAGCAUACAUCCCAGCAGCAGCAACAGCAGCAGCAGACUGCUCCACUGACAGCAGCAACAGCAGCAAUGGUGCAUCACCAGCGUGGUGGCUCUGUGGACCGCAGUGUGCGCCACAACCGUGUAGCACCUUCAGAGGCACGCAAAUAUGCCUUCCGGCCUACAACAGUGAGCUAUGCGGCAGCUGACACGAGUGCCGGAGGAGCGGGCAGCUUUCUGCGCGAGAUCUCCAAGCUGUCACAGAUCAACCUUUCACGGCUAAGCCACCACAAAUGCAGCUACAGUGUACUCAGCCAUGAGGACAGCACUGAGAGCCUGCUGCUAUCGAGUGCCUCCUCAUCUGCCACUGAUGACCGCCGCACCGCCAUGGUGAAGUCGCAGAGCGCUAAUGUGAUCGCACGCAAAAGUGAGCCAGCCAGCAAUGGCUACAGUGACUCACCUGAAAAGGAGGACUGCCAAGAUACUGCCAUGGAGACCAUAUGUGGAGACUACUUGACUGCCAACUAUGAUGAGGGCAGAUCCUGCAUCACGUCUUCCUGGGGGAAUGGUGGCAAUGGUGGCUAUUCCAUGACCAGAGAUCCUGUGUCCGUCCCCAACUUUGGUGCGCUGACUGCUGUCCCUACCCCAGCACUCACACCCGUGGAGGUCACUAAACUUGUCUUCAUCGACCCAGAAGAUGAGUUUGAUGCUGACUGUGUAUCGCCAAAGGAGCCUGCUGCGAUUGUUAAGCACGUGAGACCGGUGCCACCAACAGUGGCAACUCCCACAGGUGACUUUCCAAGACUGCACCGUCAGUUCCAGCCACAGACUCCCGAUACAGGUGCCACACCUACUGCAGUGGAUGGUGCAACAAGGUUUGGUGGCGUAUGUGGUCCAAUACCAAAGUCAGCAUCCGUGCGCUUCAACACAGGGCCCAAUGGGAGCACCACAGAUGAUGAUACAGGUGCUCUGCUGUCAACAUCUGACUAUGCCAGUCUGGAGACUGUGAACCGCAGCAGCUACAGUGUCUACACCAACCGGCCCAGUCCUGCUGAGGGUCACCACCCAUGCUGUUCCCAGCAGGGAGACUCCCCACCAAGUGAGUAUCCACGUCCAGCCAGUGCCAAGACUGGAAAGGCCAAAACCCCAGUGCAUGACGGGCCUUUUGGUUUCUGUAAUCCAAACUACCUUGGCCCAGACAUCCAGACAAUACUGGCACAGCGCAAGUCAUGGCAUGAUGGAACUGGGAAUGGUUCGGGAACUUCUUAUGCGCGGCUCCUCAACAGUCCCCAUGACAGCCUGCUGGAGGAGGCAUCGACAUCACCCUGCUGCCCCGCAGCCACCUCUACUGCCACUGCUACCACCACAUCUGCUGCCAACAGCAGUGGCCACGAGGCACUGGAGAUGCGCAGCCUGUCACCGCCCCCUGCACUGGCCACUACAGAGAAGCGCCGACUUCAGGCACCGCGAGCCAGUAGUGCAAGUCGUGCCCAGCAGCAAACCAGUGGCUUCUGUACACCAGAGCCCCAUGUCCCACUCUCAGUCUUUGUGCUUGGAGGCAAGGAGCAAGGCCAGGUCACAGUCUUCAAACGGCCCAUGUCCGUCUGGAGACUGCAUCUCACACCGGACAUUUUUUGAACAUUGACAUUGUGCUUUCUGCAAUAAUCUCAAAGAAAACCUCGCCCUGUGUGUGGAGUCCAAAGAGUCUCUUACACGACAAGGAGCAUGUUCCAUUAUUACACUUGAUAAAAGUCUGGGUUUACACAUAAGCUACUGUUUGUUCACAACUUUUUGAACCAGGGCUCCCUAGUUCUCACAGUAAUUUUCUACAGUUGGCAAUCUAACAAGGCAUUACCCCUGUGUACCAUGACCUUUAUAAAGUAAUUUUCAUACCAUGCCAUGCCAAAUAAGUAAGCACAUGUGUAGGUGUUAACUGUACAUGAUAAAUGAGUGGCUUGGUUCUUCCAUUCUCUCCAUUUGUUCAGGAAUCUGUGAACAAAUUACAGGUAAGAGCACCAAGAGACCUCAAUCAACACUUGUGUUUUUGGCAAUCUUGGUCACAAAAAAAGUAAAUAAAAAUUUGCAAGUAAAUUUGAAAA